UCUCUCGCGCGCUCUCCCCGCAGCGCCGCCUCAUGGGGCCCCGCUGGAGCCGCUGCGUGCAGGGCGGGCAGCCCUGGCAUCACCUGCCGGGGACCCGCGGCUGCGUUCAUCUGAGCAAUGAGGGUCAGAGCUGAAGGAAUUGAGAGGUGCAGAUGACCCCGACACCCACGGGGCCACCCGCUUUGAGGCAUUUCCUGAGGCGGCCCUGGGAGAUCCCACCCCGGUGCACUGGAGACGAUGUGCACAGCUCUGGCUCUUGGUACCCACUGACUUUAGAUCAGGCUCUUUAUCAUCAACCAAGGGGUCUUCGCAGACUGAAGAAAUAAUUUUUGUCUAUGCUCAGCCCGUUUGGAAGCAGCAGUCAGAAAAGCUCAAAGUUCUAGUGCCUAAAAUACCCCGUCCCCUGGGAAACCAUUUCAUAUUUGUUUCCAACUCCAUUUCAGGGUAUACAGUCCGAACUCCUUAUGUUGUGCUCAGGAAAGAAGAGUCAAUCCACCCGAACUCAAGGCAGCCCGGGCUGGCUGUGGAAGGCUCUCCCCGCGGCGCUGGGAUGCGUGCAGCCGGGCGUUGCUCUGAAGCUGUCAGGCGCUGCAAAGUGCCGUGUCUGAAAUGACAGGCACCGAGACUGCGGCUGUCAGCACGGCUCCGCGUCCCGUGGCUGUCCUCUGACACGCUCCCCGUCACUGCUGUGCUUAAGAUUUUUUUGGGAUUUCUCAUGAGGGAACAAUUUCCUUGCCAGCUCUGCCCAAUCACUUUGCAAUGGGACUGCAGAAUCUGGAAGGUGUACUUCUGUGGCACGGCUGCAGCCUUGGAGUGGGUGCUUCUGCAAUGUGGAUUAGACCAGGCCUUGCAAAGCCUAUGGGAUUAGUUGAAGGUCCAGGAGGCUUGGGCCAGGGGGGAAUGGCUGCUACCCUGAGAGAUGAUAGCCAUGAAUCGGAGACUAAAUAUGAAGAAUAUGGUUACAAUGCCCAACUCAGUGACAGGAUAUCUCUCGACAGGUCCAUCCCUGACUACAGACCAAAAAAGUGCAAGCAGAUGACCUACCCAGAUGACCUGCCCCAAAUCUCUGUGGUCUUUAUAUUUGUUAACGAGGCACUGUCUGUCAUCCUGCGCUCCGUGCACAGUGUUGUGAAUCACACCCCAUCACAUUUGCUCAAAGAGAUCAUUCUGGUGGAUGACAACAGUGACAACGUUGAGCUCAAAUUUAACCUGGACCAGUAUGUCAAUAAAAGAUACCCAGGUCUGGUGAAAAUAGUGCGCAAUAACAAACGAGAAGGACUGAUUCGAGCCAGAAUCCAAGGCUGGAAAGCUGCAACCUCUCCUGUUGUUGGGUUCUUUGACGCUCACGUUGAAUUCAACAUUGGCUGGGUGGAACCUGCGCUUACCCGGAUCAAAGAAGAUAGAAAGAGGAUCAUCUUGCCAGCAAUUGACAACAUCAAGUACAACACUUUUGAAGUGCAGCAAUACGCCAAUGCAGCCCAUGGCUACAACUGGGGCCUCUGGUGCAUGUACAUCAUCCCACCACAGGACUGGCUCGAUAAAGGGGACGAGUCGGCUCCUAUCAGGACACCAGCCAUGAUUGGAUGCUCGUUUGUAGUAGACCGAGAGUAUUUUGGUGAGAUUGGCUUGCUUGACCCUGGCAUGGAGGUCUAUGGAGGAGAAAACAUUGAAUUAGGCAUGAGGGUCUGGCAAUGUGGAGGAAGUAUGGAGGUGCUUCCCUGCUCUCGUGUGGCACACAUCGAACGCACAAAGAAACCCUACAACAACGACAUCGAUUACUAUGCAAAGCGCAACGCCCUACGGGCCGCGGAGGUCUGGAUGGAUGACUUCAAGUCCCAUGUUUACAUGGCAUGGAACAUCCCCAUGGCAAACCCUGGAGUUGAUUUUGGAGAUGUUUCUGAAAGAAUAGCUCUACGACAGAGACUGCAGUGCCGGAGUUUUAAGUGGUACUUGGAGAACGUCUAUCCUGAAAUGAGAGUCUAUAAUAACACAGUCACUUAUGGAGAGGUGCGUAACAGCAAGGCUAGCGGCUACUGCUUAGAUCAGGGAGCUGAAGAAGAUGAUAAAGCAAUCCUUUAUCCAUGCCAUGGAAUGUCCUCUCAGCUCGUUCGCUACAGCUCUGAUGGUGUCCUGCAGCUGGGGCCGCUGGGCUCCACGGCCUUCCUGCCUGACUCCAAAUGCCUCAUUGACGAUGGGAAGGGCAGGACGCCGACUCUGAAGAAGUGUGAAGAUGUCCUGAGACCAGCACAGAGGUUCUGGGAUUUUACACAGAAUGGUCCAAUCAUCAGCAGAGACACUGGCCGUUGUCUAGAAGUGGAAAUGUCAAAGGAUGCAAAUUUUGGGCUCAGAUUAGUUGUACAAAGGUGCUCGGGGCAAAAAUGGAUGAUUAGAAACUGGAUAAAACACGGCCGACAUUGAUCGCUGGGGCUGAGAGGCUGCUUCUCCUGCCGUUGUCCAUUGCUCAGUGUGCCAUAUCUUACAAGGCAUUUGUCUUAAAGCAAAAUAGUUUGAACAGGACUUGAUCUAAAGAGUCCUCCAUAGUUGGGCAUUCAAUGGAGGGAAAAAAAGAAAAAAAAAAGUAAAUACAUACACGCUCUAUUUGACUAUUUCUUGCUACAGUAGAUGACCUGGGAAGCUUAAGAAGAGUUUUCUGUUUAUUUGGAAAUCUUGGGAAGAUCAGAAAGCACAGAAAAGUGUGUUCCUAAGCUCUCCUAGGAGAAAUAACAGACAUGUUUCUAUGAGUUCAAAGGAGAGAUCCCAAUACUGCCUCAUAAAGAGAGUUCUCCGUUGGGUAGCUUUUUAGCUUUAAGUUAUUGACUGGUGCACAAAUCCUAUGGUGAAUAAUCAUGUGCCUUUUUUAUUGUACUUCGUAUACAAGAGGACUGGAAAAAUCCUACCUUUUCAGCAUGUCUGGCUCAUUGUACUAAAACGAAGACCUGUAAAUAACACUGGAAAACAUAAUACAAUAUAUGAUAAAUUUCAAGGUUGAUUGUUUAGGAGUCUCUAUCUCUAGAAAGAGACUGCUCUGCAUAUGUUUACAGGUGGUUCUCAACCUUCAAGCUGCUCAAAGGCAGCAUUUUAGAGACCUCUUCUAUAGAUGCAGAUAAACGUUGAAUAGGUAAAAUAACCACAUGUUCCAUUGUAUUGCCACAUUUUACAUUUCUUGACUGUAAAAGCGUCACAAUAUAGCACUUGCAUAUUUAACUCUUUUGAGGCAGUAAAUGUCCUAGUAGGUGAGUGGAUUUCAAGAGGCCUCUGUUGGCCUUCAAGCCCCAAGUACAAGUUCAGGGCUCCCAUCCUGCAGGGCUGUGCCUGCAGGUGCACUUGGUGUUGUUCCAGCGACCGCCUGGAGCCGGAGGCAGGGAGCGCUGGCUGACCUUUACUUCUGCAAAUAAGGUGACUUUGUUGCCAUCUGUGGAAUUUAGCAAUUGGAGCCUUCCAUUUUGUUGCCCAUCUUGUGAAAAUGUCAAAUGUGAGCAAACAUGCUUUGUGAGCACUGUCUAGACAAAUUUCCUGAACAAACCAACAAAGGCUUUUCAGCAUUUGAAAACAGUAGCCUAGUGCUAAGAGAAGAAGUUGGAGCAGGAGAGAACUAGGCAGCAUACAUAAGAAAUGUUACUCUGAAAUAUAGAUAUUUUACUGUAGUUGACCUGGUGACAGCAUAUUUGUGAACCUGAAUUUAAUAAUGUAUCCAGUGGCUCCUGUAGUGUCUGUGCACAGGCAGCCAGAAACAAUGGCAGAGCCUUAUCCAGGAGGCUAUCAGAGCUGAUGACCACUGCCAAGGUCAUCAGGCUUUGGGUGCGGGUCCACGGCAGAUGGCUUCACUGCAGUAAAUUCAGUCAUACUGAAUGAGAGACAGAGACAGUAUCUUAACUUUGUUGUUUAAUAUUUUAUAGUACUUUUAAAAAAGGUUUUGUUUUGUUUUACUGAGCUAGGAAAAUAGGUAAUUGCAGACACUGCAGUACCAUAAAUCUUGGUGAUCUGUUUCUUGAAGAGCUUUUGCCGUUCCUAUUUCAAGGCAUGCUGAACAAAAUAAAAUGGAAACAAAGUUAAUUUUUCAAGGGCAUGGUGUGUAAUAAAAUAUUUACUUUUAACAUGCAAAUUCCAUCAGUUGUUGUCAACUCUUGGUUGGCAUCCAGAGAGCACAUCACUAUAUUUUGCCCCAAUUUUAUUUUUGCAGUUGUGUGUACAGUAUGUAAUACAAAGUCUGGAUUUUUUUUGGAGGGUGGCUAAUAGCUAAUCUUUAUUUAUGUCACAUGCACCAGGUUAUGCAUGAAUAUAUACAAAAGAAUAAUUGUGGGUGAGAUUCUAAUGUAAAAAUGGUUAAAAUUCUGUGUUUAUGGUUCCUUGACCUCUAGAACAGUGUAAUAAGACCUGCAGGGAGAGGUAACAUCUUGAAUUAAUCAGGCAUUACAUUAAAAAAUAUCAUGGAUGGGCUCGGUACUCAAUCCUUCCUGCAGGUCUGAAACAGAGGUAGGAAGCUUCAGGCUAAAUAUAGAUUGGGAACGGUUGCCCUGCGUUUAACCUCAUUACGUUAACCUACUAGACAAUUUAAAAGAACAGUUAUCUACAAGGCAGGUGUUGAAUUCUUUGUAUGGGAAUUCUAUUCGUACGUGACUUUUCAUCUUCUCUCAGAUACAAUUUAAAAGAGGGAAAUUGUAUGAAACUUUUAUUCCUUCUUUUGUUUAUUCUAACAGAGUUUUAUGGCAUGGCUGAGGGAGGCAGGAAGACAGAAGGGAAAGUUACUUUUACCUGGUGAGUUCUGGGGGGAGUAAAGUCACAAGUCGUUCACACCUUUUGUAGUCUUUUCAGUUAAAUACAGCUAACUAUGAAGGUGGCUCAAAGGUGAAAAUAGUUACAUGUCAGUGUCACAGCCGAAUGCCUCACUAGUAUGAGUAUAAAGUUACUGCACCCAACAGAAGCUAAUAUGCCACGUGUUUUUUCCUGUCUUAAUUCAUCAGUCUAGCCUUGAUCCUUGGUUAGCAAUGGAGCAGCAAGCUUUUCAACCCUUUGUAAAUGAGAAAGGAGAAAUACCAAAUCUACUGUCCUAAAAAAAAAUGUUGCAUUUGCUGUUUAGAAGCUUUGAAGCUGAGACCAGAUAGAUGUGCUUUUACUGUCAAAGAUUUUGAGCAAAACUUACCACCUUUCAUUACCACACCACCAUAAUGGACAUGAAUUGGCUGUCCUGGGAAUUACAUGGCUGCACAUUUUCAGUACUCAGUGCAAAGCACUUGAAUGUGCCCACGUGGUCUCACCAAGGGUCAGUCCUGGUAAGCUUUAAGCGCAGAAGUCACGCAUAGCAGAAAGCCUGCAACAACCACUUCAGUAUGAGAAAGAAGGCACAUUUCUGUGAUAGUUAAAUGGCUCUGAGAUUUACGGAAUAACAUAAAGGCAUUCAAAUAACUUAAAGGUGAGGUUGGUUUUCUCUGUGAUUGUCAGGGUGGUUUUUUUUAAGACUUAAUGAAACAAUUUCUUAUAUUUAAGAAAUACGUCUGUUGUGUUCUUUUUACUUUGGUCUUUAUCUGUCUGAACCACUGCUUUGACUGUGGUAUUAACAUGGUAAAUCUGCAUGUGAGAGAGUCUUAAAUAUUCUCUCAUAAAAGGAAUAAUAAUAAUAAAAAAGGCUUGAGUAUUAUCUGUUUUAACCAAAGUCUAUGGGUCUGUUGUCAGUAAUUCACCCGUAGUGUAAUCCAAAGUCCUGCUUCAUGUUGUUUCAAAUUUUCAGUCAUGUUUCCUGCAGUGCAGAUAAUCUCAAAAGUGUUUAAUGCCUUGUAGAGGAAAUUCAGAUGAGAAUAGAGUUUUCAAUGUCUUUUUUGUUUAAGAGAUUUUGGAGUUAAAUACUAGGUCCUGGGAAAGAGGAAUAGAAGGCAAGAAGGAACAUCAGGUCUGGUACACUCAUAUCAUAGGCAAGCAUGCCAAAUGAUACUUCUGUAAGCAUGUCAAGAUCUCUUAAAAACGAGCUCAAGUCCUGCAUGGAAAAAAAACCAUACAGAACUCUCUCCUUUGAGAGCUAUAAACUGUCUUCCAAGCUGAAUUUAUUCUUGGCUUGAAUAAAGCCAUUUGUUCCUUAGCCAGACUUGUUCACUAGCUUUAUCGGCUUAGUGGUUCUUGAGGCAUGCUCACCUCCAGUGGAAGGAGCUAAGGGAAGGAAGAAUUUUUUUAAGAAGGUGUUACUGAAGGACUUGAUUGAUUGCACUGGAAUUACAUAAAUGGUGUACUCCUCCAUGAGGCAUGAGAACUCUUCAGGACUGUCCCACAUCCCAAAAGCUAAGAACAGGUUCCACAGACAAAAAUGCGAAGACUAAGGCAGUUCUUCAUGUAUACUCUGGAAGUGUUGAACUAUCUAUCUCAGCUUAAUGAAUGACUUGGAGCUUGGCAUGUCUGAACAUCGAGCCCUCCUAGUCCUCUGGAAACUGUUUGGAUCUCUUUUUAUCAGCCUGCUUCUUUAUAAAAACUGUUCUAGCAGAUGAAAACCUCAUGUGCUGUGUGACAAGGGGCGUCAUCUAUCUGACAUAGGACAGCUGAAAUUUUAAAUGCUUAGGCCAUAUGUAAUAAGAAUGAAUAAAAUAGCACCAGUCCUAAUCUGUUCUUCAGAUCAAUUACACCUUCCUUCAGUAUCCAGCAUUCAGUUGAAUCGAUUCAUUAGCAGCCAUAACAAAGCAUAUUACAGCCUGUUUGGGGACAAAAUGAGUUCCACUGUAAGAAAUUCAACAAAAGUUGCAGUUCAGGGAGAGUAUGGCAUAUUACUAUUCAGGCAGGACACAAAAACCUUUGGGUUCUUUUGUGGUUUUGUUUGCUUCUUUGUUUUUUGUUUGUUUGUUUGUUAGGUGAAAGCCUUUGUGAGGAAGAACAACUGUCAGAAUUCCCUCAGUUGAAAAUGGUUCUAACAAACGAGUUCUAUUUUUGACCGCUGCUAUUUUGACUAACAGCUACUUAGCACUAACACAGACAGUCCUGAGGUCAUGCUACAGACAAAAGAUGGUAUUGCAAAUUGGAGGAACUAGCUAACAACAUGGAUAGAAACCAUGGGAGGAUCACGUCUUCACACAUCUCUAAAUAUGAAUGUCACAAAAACAAACCUAAUGUUACCUUCGCUCAGGAAGGAACCACAAACUUUAUACAGUUUUGAAUUCCUUCACUAAGAAUACCAAUUUAAGAGACCAGAGUAGCGUAUACCUCUAGAUCUUAUUUUGCAGACAACAUUUAUUUAUUUUUUUGGUGACAUUAGUGGACUUAAGGUGACAGCUGUAAUCAUUGGAUACAUGGAAAAAUCAAUUAAUUGGCCAUAAUCUACUGAAGCAUGCACAUCAUGCAUUACCUGUGCUGUAACAUGGAUAUUCAUCAACCCCUAAUGCACUGACUGUUUCCUCCUAGAGAUGGAGUCUGCUUACUUAGUGAAAUAAGGGAACUCAAGGAGUCAGUACUGCAAGGACACAGCUAAUAGUUCUCAGUGAAUCUGGCACAAAGCACAGCAAUAUUUACAUCUCUACACAAAUGUAAUAAAUUACCUUCAGGUUCUCUCUUAACAAUCUCCCUGUUUUACUCUGGUAACUGCUGAAACUAUCUUGUCCUUUAGAAUAUCUGGAAUACGCCAUGUGAAGAUUUUAGCUGUCUCUACAAUGCACCAGCCAUGGAUGGCCUCACAUAAAAGAUUUACAAUGAACCUCUCUAAUACAUUGUAACUGAUAUUAGAAUGGUUUCACAAAAUAUAUUGACUUAUUUAAAAACAUUACUAAUAUGUAACUAUUGUCCUCAUGGAUUGCCCUAAAUAAAAACAAUGUUUUCUUUGCCCAAAAAUAUUUACUUAGAAACAUCUCAGUGAAGGAAUGCAUGCCAGCCUGAUUUCAAAGAACAGAAUUUCUGAAUGAAGAUUGUGCUUCAGAGACUUGUAGAAGCACUUAUUACAUUUCAUAGGGCUGCAAUUUUCUAUUGGCCAUCAAAAAGUAUUGGCCAGUUUUAAACUCAUUGUAAAAAGUUAAAAAAAUAAUGCACCAACCAGAAGGCAAGUUGUGACUGCAAAUAAUUUUUCAUUAUGUGGCACAUCAUCAAAUCAAUUUGUAUUUACACGCAAAAAGUCAA
This is a messenger RNA of Numida meleagris (helmeted guineafowl), 8079 nucleotides long. It is a transcript of the gene GALNT9, whose product is annotated as polypeptide N-acetylgalactosaminyltransferase 9. Bases 760 to 2418 code for a protein of 552 amino acids. The transcript has 12 exons. The record is from RefSeq and is a predicted model, not a curated record. Lineage: Eukaryota; Metazoa; Chordata; Aves; Galliformes; Numididae. Gene Ontology annotation, cellular component: Golgi apparatus.